AUGAGUCAAGUAGGAAGAUUAGUAACAAUUGGUAUAUUAUCAUUUGUAACGGGGGUUUUCAUUGACAGAUACUUCCAACGUGAAACUGUCUACUUCAAAGGUGAAACUUCAUCGUCAUCGGAUGAAGAAAGUGAUGAUGAAGGUAUAGAUGUAGAUUCCAAAGAUUUGAAUACUGUACCUGGAGAAGUUAGAAUGACAUUGAUCGUUAGACAAGAUUUAAAGAUGGGUAAAGGUAAAGCUGCUGCACAAUGUCUGCAUGCCACCUUAGCUUUAUAUAAGAAAAUCACCAAUCCUGAAAGUCCAGCUUAUAAUCCUGAAAUGGUUCAUAGAUGGGAAUAUUAUAAUGGUCAAGCCAAAAUUACUUUACAAGUACCUGAUCAGGAAUCUAUGGAUUUACUAUUUGCUCAAGCUAUAUCAUUAGGUAUAAAUAGUUAUAUUGUUCAUGAUGCUGGUAGAACCCAGAUUGCAGCGGGUUCAGCUACAGUGUUAGGUUUAGGACCAGCACCCAAAUCUGUUAUCGAUCAAAUUACCAGAGAUUUGAAGUUAUACUAG
Yamadazyma jaroonii is the source of this 552-nucleotide messenger RNA. The record is from the annotation of a GenBank genome assembly. NCBI's taxonomy places the organism in Eukaryota, Fungi, Ascomycota, Pichiomycetes, Serinales, Debaryomycetaceae.